Messenger RNA from Diachasmimorpha longicaudata, 518 nucleotides. RefSeq names its product histone H2A. The transcript has a single exon. Gene Ontology annotation, molecular function: DNA binding; structural constituent of chromatin; protein heterodimerization activity. Lineage: Eukaryota; Metazoa; Arthropoda; Insecta; Hymenoptera; Braconidae. Bases 33 to 410 code for a protein of 125 amino acids. Gene Ontology annotation, biological process: heterochromatin formation. Gene Ontology annotation, cellular component: chromatin; nucleosome. The record is from RefSeq and is a predicted model, not a curated record.
CUGCGUUAGUCUUCAAUUAACAAUUUGUCGAUAUGUCUGGACGUGGCAAAGGAGGAAAGGUUAAGGGAAAGUCAAAGACCCGUUCAACAAGAGCUGGGCUUCAGUUCCCCGUUGGUCGUAUUCAUCGUCUACUACGCAAAGGAAAUUAUGCCGAACGUGUCGGUGCUGGAGCUCCAGUUUACCUAGCUGCAGUAAUGGAGUACUUGGCUGCUGAGGUUCUUGAGUUGGCAGGCAACGCCGCUCGUGACAACAAGAAAACUAGGAUCAUCCCUAGACAUCUCCAGUUGGCCAUUCGUAACGACGAGGAGUUAAACAAGCUUCUGUCAGGAGUUACCAUCGCUCAGGGUGGUGUGCUGCCCAACAUCCAGGCGGUUCUUCUUCCCAAGAAGACUGAGAAAAGCAGUUCUUAAAUUGGAUCUCAUCCAUUAUAACCAAAUCGGCCCUUUUCAGGGCCACCAAAUAUUUUUCCGAAGAAUACUCAAUCUUGUUCUGUCAACACUUUGAAUACGUGUUAUGCA